This is a messenger RNA of Cajanus cajan (pigeon pea), 1261 nucleotides long. RefSeq names its product transcription elongation factor B polypeptide. Gene Ontology annotation, cellular component: nucleus; elongin complex. Gene Ontology annotation, biological process: transcription elongation by RNA polymerase II. The record is from RefSeq and is a predicted model, not a curated record. NCBI's taxonomy places the organism in Eukaryota, Viridiplantae, Streptophyta, Magnoliopsida, Fabales, Fabaceae.
ACCUAAACCAUUUCCCAUUGACCCCCACACUCCCUCGCGGCGCAUGUUAGCAUUUUCGGCCCUGAGAAAGAACAAAGCGCGUGAGACUCACGCGCCGGAGUCUUCAUCCUCCUCUUGCAACCAUUGUCGACACUCUCUCUUUCUCUCUCUACCUUCGUCUCUUCGAUUCCUCCAAGAUUCUGUUCCUUCUUUCGGAUCCACUUCCGCUUCGAUCCAAUUUUGUUACAAUGAUGAGAAUAGAUCAAAGGCGCCCACCUAAGAUGCCAAGCUUGGUUGACCUUUGUGUUCAGAAAGCGAUAGAUAAUGUGAGGUACCUUGGAGAUGUUGGUUGUCUUGACUACCAUCUGCUUGAUCAAAUCUUGUCACACUGCACAAUGCAGCAGUUGAUGCAUGUGGAGAAGUCUACCAAAGGAAGAGAUCUGAGCCCUGUAACUGAUAAGUUGUGGAAGAAGUUCUUUGAAAAGCAGUUUGGCACAAAUUGCACUAAUGAAGUGAUUCGGAGGAUGAGAGAAAAGAAAGCAUCAUUUAAAUGGCUGCAGUUGUAUGAGGCAAAAGUAAAGGAAAUGGCUCAGGCUGAGAAUAGAGCAGUUGAUCGAAUCAGGCAACUGUACAAGAAAGAAGAUGCAAAGAAACAGAGUAGGCAAGUAAGGACAUGCACCAAGGUUCCACCUUCAAGUAAAAGAAGAUUUUGGGGAGAUAAUGGACCUGGAUACAAUGUAUCAAAUGUGAAGAGCAAUAUAAUGAAGAAGGCAAAGAUAGAAUUUCUGAAGAGUAAUGAGGUAAAAAAUAUUGCAGCAAUGAAGAAUUCUAUCCAGAGGAAUCAUAGUUCAUCAAGCACCAUGAAGACUGGAAGAAUGUCUGGAAUUGGUUCAACUUCCAAAGAUCCCAAAUCUACAAAAAGGAUUUUUUAGAGGCAGAUUGCAAUGCUAUGUAUCAUUAUUUGCUUUUAAAUUUUAUCAUUUAUCUCCAUAAUAAGAAGAAAAAAAAAUGGAUUUUCUAUCUCAGCUAAGCAAUUUUACUUUUAUUUAGAUUUAUGUUUGCCGCGAAAAUAGAUAGCUUCAACGUGAAGUAUGCAUGGUAAUUAUUGUAAUAUAUUGAUUUCCAUGUAUAAAAAUUUCCAUGUAAGAUGUUUAUGUUGUAGCUGCUGCUGGCAUGGGGUGUCUGUAAGUUUGUUGUUCAUCAAUUAGUGAACCAGUGUCAAUUUUAAUAGGGAGGAGGAAAUUGCAUGUUUUAUUGAUUUCUUCAAAAUGUUUACUGCUUA